UUAAAAUGUAAUGUUUAAAUAACGUUUAUAGAAAACACAAAAAUAAUACACGAAAUAAUUUCCAACACAUAUUUCAACAUGAAAAAAAUACAUAUAAAUAUAAUCAAUAUUACACCUUGAGUUGAAUCGCGAAAACAAAAGUAAAAAAAAUCAAUGUUUUUAUAUGAAAGAUAAAAUUAUUUUUCUACUCAAAUAACUUGUAGCUAUCAAAUGACAAUUUAUUAUUAUUUACUUUGGCUUUGACUGUGUGGUGGUGAUUUUUACAUGGAGACUUGAAGAGUUCGCCACUAUGACUAGGUUCGCUCAAUGUUGUGUUGUCAUGGUUUUUUGUUGUCUUGCUCAGUCUUCCUCGCUUGUCGACAGGUAAAUUCGUCAAUCGUUACUUUGUCAGUCGUUUGCACAAACUCAAGCUGAAUUUAUCAAACAAUAUUUGUUAAUACUCCAUUAAUAUAUUUUUCAUAUGAAAACCAUGAAAAUUAAAUUGAAGAUGAAUUUUGGAGUAUUUAUAAAAAUAAUUAAUGGAAAAAAAAAAUUAUCUACCAACUUGAUAAAUCAACUGACGAGUUUAAACCAAAAAGAAAUUAAAAAAAAGAAGAAAAACUGCUGAGAAAAUGUGAAGAAUUUUUCGGGUCUAAAAUGGUAAAUAUUUACAUAAUUUUUUAAAAUUAAUAUUCAAUUAAAACGUAAUGUUUAAAUAACAUUUAUAGAAAACACAAAAAUAAUACACGAAAUAAUUUCCAACACAUACUUCAACAUGAAAAAAAUACAUAUAAAUAUAAUCAAUAUUACACCUUGAGUUGAAUCGCGAAAACAAAAGUAAAAAAAAAUCAAUGUUUCUAUAUGAAAGAUAAAAUUAUUUUUCUACUCAAAUAACAUGUAGCUAUCAAAUGACAAUUUAUUAUCAUUAAAAUAAUAUUUUAAUAAAUAAAUUUAACAUUAUCAAUAUAAAUAUCAAAUUAACUUCAUCUACUUUUGACACUUGAUCUUAAAAAUCACAAUAAAAAGCUCGAAAUAAUAUAAUAAAAAUAAACAAUUGUCAUUUUGCAAUUAAAAAAAUGUCAUUCUUAUUCCAUUACUACAACAGACAGUACCUCGUCACUAAUUUUAUGCAAGUUAUAUUUUUCUUUACACACACAUACAACAACAGUUUCUGAUAAUUCUGGGAAUCCCAGUGUUUUAUUCAUCAAUAUGUUUGUGUCAUCAAAAAAAUUACUAAUUAAUUUAUGUAAUUAUUUACGUAAAUUAAUUAUAAAAAUAAUAUUAUUAAAAAUAAUUUCACGUACAUUACGUAUUAAUAUAAAUAAAUUAAUGAAAAAAACAGUUCCAGUUAGUGUUAAUUAUCAUUUUACAAGACAGUGUAAUUACAGCUGUGGAUUUUGUUUUCAUACAGCAAAAACAUCAUAUGUAUUACCUCUGGAUGUUGCUAAACAUGGCUUGACACUUUUAGCAAAUGCUGGUAUGAAAAAAAUUAAUUUUUCUGGUGGUGAGCCAUUUAUUAAAGCUGAAUUUAUGGGUGAAUUAAUUAAAUAUUGUAAAAUUGAUUUAUCAUGGGCAAAUAUUAAUGUAUCAAUUGUUAGUAAUGGUAGUUUAAUACGUGAAAAUUGGAUGCGUUGUUAUGGUGAAUAUGUUGAUAUACUUGCAAUAUCAUGUGAUUCAUUUGAUAAACCAACAAAUGAUAUUAUUGGUAGACGUCAAGGUUCACGUACUGAUCAUGUUGGAAAACUAAAAAAAGUUAAAGAAUGGUGUGAUUAUUAUAAAAUUGCAUUUAAAAUAAAUACAGUUAUUAAUACUUACAAUCUUCAUGAAGAUUUUACAAAUAAUAUUACUCAACUUGGACCAAUUAGAUGGAAAGUAUUUCAGUGUUUAUUACUUGAAGGUGAAAAUUCUGGUGAAGAUGCAUUACGUAAUGCAAAACCUUUUUACAUAACUGAUGUUGAAUUUGAUGAUUUUUUAAAACGACAUAAAGGAGUUGCCAAUAUGGUACCAGAAAAUAAUACUGAUAUGUGCAACAGUUAUUUAAUUCUUGAUGAGUAUAUGCAAUUUUUAAAUUGUCAAGGUGGCAAAAAAAUUGCAUCGAAAUCAUUACUUGAUAUUGGAGUUGAUGAGGCACUUGGAAAAUCUGGUUUUGAUGAAAAAACAUUUUUUAAACGUGGUGGUAUUUAUGUUUGGAGUAAACGAGAUUUACUUGACUGGUGAAUCUUUGUUUUAUCCUUUAAUCAUUCACAAAUAUGAUUUAAUCAUUAUUAAAAUUGAACAGCUUAUAUUGAUUUAAAAAAAAUAAUGAUAACUUAUUGUAAACAAUGAAAUACUUACGAAAAAAUAAAUAUCAAGAUUUAUUAUUUUUUUUUUUAUUAUUAUUUGAAAAUGUUUAUUGAAUUUUUGUUGAGAUAUUUCUAGAUGACAUAGUUUCAGGUGCUAUUUGAAGAAUCUAUCAAUGUGCCAGAUGAUUUAUCAAAUUAACUGAUAUUUUUUAUGUAAUUUUCAGCAAUCCAGUACCAUGAUGAAUUUUAAUUUUAAUAUUGAUAUUUUUUGUCUAGCAUUAUAAUCCAUGUUAAAGGUCAUUUUUCCAAAUGAGAUGCCUGGAAAAUAUUUAAAGAAAUUAACAUUUUAUUAAUUUAUAAAAUUCAAAAAGUAUAUAUUCACCUGUUGAGUGAUUUAUUGAUGAACUUGUUAAAUG
Molecule: messenger RNA, 2677 nt
Organism: Aphidius gifuensis
Lineage: Eukaryota; Metazoa; Arthropoda; Insecta; Hymenoptera; Braconidae
Product: radical S-adenosyl methionine domain-containing protein 2-like
Exons: 3
Coding region: 1189-2196 (335 amino acids)
Biological process (GO): defense response to virus
Cellular component (GO): endoplasmic reticulum membrane; lipid droplet
Molecular function (GO): 4 iron, 4 sulfur cluster binding; catalytic activity
Source: RefSeq, a predicted model, not a curated record